Humulus lupulus (European hop) is the source of this 1038-nucleotide messenger RNA. RefSeq names its product NAD(P)H-quinone oxidoreductase subunit K, chloroplastic-like. Lineage: Eukaryota; Viridiplantae; Streptophyta; Magnoliopsida; Rosales; Cannabaceae. Gene Ontology annotation, biological process: aerobic respiration; electron transport coupled proton transport. The coding region runs from base 1 to 1038 and encodes 345 amino acids. The record is from RefSeq and is a predicted model, not a curated record. The transcript is spliced from 4 exons. Gene Ontology annotation, molecular function: NADH dehydrogenase (ubiquinone) activity; 4 iron, 4 sulfur cluster binding; quinone binding.
AUGGGGACAGUGGUUUCCCUUCUUUCUCGCUCUUUCUCUUUGUGCUUCGGAAUGGGUAGGCUCGACUUUCCUUGCAGAAGUUCGUUUAAGACCUCUUGCAUGUUCUCUAGCGUGGAUUCCAAAUUUUGGGUAGUGGUGCAGGACAUCGUGCUGUCGACUCUGGCAUAUGGUCGAGGGGGCUUAGGUAGUGCCUCCACUCUCCAUACGGGUUCGUACCGCCACUACUUGUCAGACGCAGAUGUCAGGGCCACGCCUCUGUCCUCCUCAGGAUUGUACACUCUGUACUCAUAUACAUACCUUGUACCUAAUGGUCCUUCUUAUAUAUCUGAGACACAUCAUCUCUCCAAGAUUUCUCCCAUUCUGUUAAGUGUUGUUGAUCUUGGGAAUUUAUCUCUACAAAAAAGAUUUUUGCUAAGUACAAUCAUAAAUGACCUUUCAAAUUGGUCAAGACUCUCCAGUUUAUGGCCGCUUCUCUAUGAUAUCUUUUGUUGCUUUAUUGAAUUUGCUUCAUUAAUAGGUUCAUUAUAUGACUUUAAUCAUUGUGGACUGGUGCCAAGAUCGAAUCCUAGACAAGGAAACCUAAUUUUAACAGUGGGUAUAGUAAUAAUGAAAAUGGAUCCUUCUUUAGUGAGAUUAUAUGAACAAAUGCCGAAACCAGAAUAUGUUAUUGCUAUGGGAGCCUGUACAAUAAUAGGGGGGAUGUUCAAUACCGAUUCAUAUAGUACUAUUCGGGGGGUCGAUAAGCUAAUUCUUGUGGAUGUUUAUUUGCCCGAAUGUCCUCCUAAACCGGAGGCAGUUAUAGAUGCUAUAACAAAACUUUGGAAGAAAAUAUCUCAAGAAAUCUAUGAAGAUCGAAUUCGAUCUCAACGGGAGAAUCAGUGUUUUACUACCAGCCACAAUUUUCGUGUUAGACGCAAUACUCAUACUGGAAGUUAUAAUCAAGGAUUACUGUAUCAACCACCAUCAACUUCAAAGAUCUUGUCUGAAAGAUUUUUCAAAUACAAAAGUUCAGUAUCUUUCCACAAAUUAGUGAAUUAA